Messenger RNA from Magallana angulata, 1608 nucleotides. RefSeq lists its product as uncharacterized. The coding region runs from base 240 to 1106 and encodes 288 amino acids. The record is from RefSeq and is a predicted model, not a curated record. Gene Ontology annotation, biological process: negative regulation of translation; proteasome-mediated ubiquitin-dependent protein catabolic process; protein polyubiquitination. Gene Ontology annotation, molecular function: ubiquitin protein ligase activity; translation repressor activity. The transcript has 2 exons. Lineage: Eukaryota; Metazoa; Mollusca; Bivalvia; Ostreida; Ostreidae.
UUUUAAAAAAGGUACUUUCGUUUUGCGGUUUUCUGAAAAUUAAAUGGAAAAUUCACAUUUUUCGCAAGAAAAACGCAAUUAGCAGCUUUCAAAACGGUGAUCUUAGUGUGCUCACUCCAUGUAAGAUAACUUGCCGUAAACAAACCUGUUGAUGGUGAUAAAUUUAGUGCUUUUCUUCGAUCUUGGAAGUCUGUCAUCUUGGUCAAAGACUUUACAUCGUUAAGAUCAAAUAUUUAGCAAUGGCGUUAACUCAAGCUCAAUCUUUAUCGUCGGAAGUUUACAGAACAGUAGAUACCAUUUCUUUGGGUCAGCGACGUUACAUUUUUGAUAUGAUUACCCAUGCACCAGGGCACGUGAGUUUAUCAAUGAUCAACCCAGAUUUAUACGACGAUAGCAAUCUUUCCUAUAAGCAGAAAAAAGUAAUUAUUGCAUUACCAACUGGAUGCUAUAUAGCAUAUUCAGGAUUAUUAUUUUAUGGGUUCGAAAAUAUGAUCGUUACUUGUGGUUCUUAUGAUGAAUUCAAAAUGGGAAUAACCGUGAAUAAUAUAUUAUGGACACAAAACACCCCAGAAGCAAACACAUAUUCAUGGAAACCACACGAAAUAGCUGUAAGCAAACAUCAUCUGCUAGUUUGCCUAUGGAACCAGAAAUUCAGACAACAAAGCAUUGGAAAAGUUAUGAAAAUAAGAACACAGAAAAAUAAAGUGCCAAAUAAUCGUACAUGCAUUGAAAUACAGUCGGAUAAAAACACCCCCCUGUACGUUUGUCCGACCUACAUUGUAGAGAACGGUAAUGGAGACAUCUGUGUCUCUGACGUCAGAGCCGUGGUUGUCACGGACGCCGGCGGCAUGUUGAGAUUCCGUUACCAAGGGAACUCCAGUAAAAGCAAUUUUGAUCCGUAUGGCAUAUGUUGCGAUUCGUUGUGCAACAUUAUCGUUGCUGAUAUGAAGAACGGAAACAUUCACAUGGUUGACAAAGACGGUGAAUUUCUUCACCAUGUGACCUACGAAGGAAUCAGAAUGCCUCGGGCUCUUUCCAUUGACAGUAAUGACCAUCUGUACGUAGGAGAAUGGGACUCAGAUUCCAUCAAAAUCAUUUCACGUUAAAUGGGAUAUGUUUUAUUAACAUGUUUUGUGAACCUAGUAGUUUAGUUAUGAUUCUCUGUGUUUCAUAGUAGUUUGUUGACUUUAGCAAUAUGAUAAUUUUGUAAAGUCUUUUAUUCUUUAUCUAUGUAAUGUAUCAAUCUUAUUAAAAUUCGACCUGUUCCCCGUUUUUGACUCGUCGCUCGACAGGUACACGUAUCGAUAAUAGGGGAGCUGGUGAGAGUUUUAAUUCUAAAAAAACAUUGGCAUAAUUUAAUCUAAUUUAGAUAACUAUUUCUUUUUUCGUGAAAGAGCUGUUUGACGUUUAUCCUAAACACAUAUUUUUAAAAUAUCGGUCUGUCAAAAAUCUUUGUAUUUUAACCUAAACAGUAGAUAAACACCAUAUAUUCAAUUUAUUUAGUACAUAGAAAAGUAACUAAAAUAUACGACAUGUUGCAACAUUGACUCAUCAACUAUUUCCACACAAUACCAAACAAAUAUUUAGUACCAGUACUUCAUAAAAUUU